Drosophila virilis is the source of this 557-nucleotide messenger RNA. RefSeq lists its product as uncharacterized. Lineage: Eukaryota; Metazoa; Arthropoda; Insecta; Diptera; Drosophilidae. The record is from RefSeq and is a predicted model, not a curated record.
CAAAGGGGCUUCAGUCGAUCCAAACAAUUCCACAAAGAUGCGCAACAACUCAACCUGGCUGGGCGCAACAAUUGGGCUGCUGCUGCUGCUGCUGAUGAUGAUGCUGAUGAUGCUGGACAGCUAUGAGGCAGUCAGCGAGCCCGUGUGCACGUACCGCAAUGCCGAGGACGAGACAGUUUUUCUCAAGUAUUUGCCGCUGUUGAAGAAGGGUCAGGAUUAUGUGGACUUUGGCAAGGAGGGUAAAUGCCUGAAGCGCGCCAUUUGCACGGACACAUUCAAGACCAUUGUCGAGGAAUGCGCCGACCAAAAGGUCACCUGUCUCAACAAGCAGCGCUACACGGGCGUCUUUCCCGCCUGCUGUGUCAAAUGCGCCUAGAUGAGUAUGAAGGAUGAGGUUGAGGAUGCGGCUACGCAUCUCUUUUGCUCUCCUUCACUCACCCAACCUCUGGCUGGAGCAUAUACAAUAAUAACAAUCUAAAUAUAUAUAUAUAUACGUUGAGCUUAAACAGAAUAUGACUAAAAAUAAUAAUGACAAUAUUUCUUGGUAUACCGUUUUA